This is a messenger RNA of Trichobilharzia regenti, 820 nucleotides long. NCBI's taxonomy places the organism in Eukaryota, Metazoa, Platyhelminthes, Trematoda, Strigeidida, Schistosomatidae. The record is from the annotation of a GenBank genome assembly.
AUGGCGAGCCUGCCAACGAAAAAACUUUCUUCUUCCAAGUCUCGACCCAAUGAGGCUUCCAAGAACACUUCGCCUGUCAAAGAGACAGCAUCCAACGAGGUGGAUCAAUUAGCUGAAGUGAGGGCUCCAGCUUUUCAGUCAAAUCAGCCUGCUUCGCGAUAUGUCCAUCCCUUGCCGCAUACACUGGAGGUGGGUGAUGAUUUCGAGCUGUGGUCGGACAAGGUGUGCCGAUACAUUGAUCUGAUGAACGUGCCUCACCCGAACGCAUUCGUCAUCGAUUCUGUUGGACGGUCCUUGGAAAUGUACACAAUUGGUUUGGAUUACGUGCAUAUGCCCUUGACCACCCUGUUGAGUACUCUAAGAGCACGUAUAGUGCCACCAAUACCUCCCAUUGAAGCGCUGAAAAGAUUCAGCGAGUGUAACCAGAGACAAGGUGAAUCUAUCAACCAGUUCACCUUACGUCUCCGCAAGCUUGCGCGUCAAGCUAUGCAGGACAAGACAUAUUCAGAGGUUGAAAACGCUAUAUAUUCCAAGUUCUUGCAGGGUGUCGACGUCCGUUACAGGAAGGACUUCAACUUGCACACUCCAGCAUCCAUGGCAGAAGCGGAAGCUAGGGCACGCCUAGUGGAAAGCCUGGAAGAGCCAGGAACCACAUGCCCACAAGUAAACGCAAUGGGAUAUCAGCACACAACAACAAAGCAUGCACAGAAUCCUACACCACCGUGGAAAGGACGCCCACAGUCGCAAUCCACUUCAAGAAACGAUUGCUACUACUGCAGGCGGUUUGGUAAGCUUGCUAGGAGUUGUGGUCACAAUGCAG